GCCAUCUGCCUGAUGGAUCGUGGAGGUCUCCAUCGUGGAAUAUGCCUACUAUGAACUAUUCAUACACUCUGUCAUAUUCAUUGAAUGUAUUUUAACUCUAAAUCUGUCCUUCUGUACACAUUACAUCUAUUGCAUCUGUCCAUCCUAGGAGAGGGAUCCUCCUCUGUUGCUCUCCUCCAGGUUUCUUCCCUUUUUUUCCCCCUGAAGGGUUAUUUGGGAGUUUUUACUGGUCCGAUGUGAGGUUUUGGGGCAGGGAUGUCUAUGUGUACAGAUUGUAAAGCACUCCGAGACAAAUUUGUAAUUUGUGAAAUUGGGCUAUACAAAUAAACUGAAUUGAAUUGAAUUGAUGUUCUGUACAGUUAAUUGUAGGCUUGAGUAUAGCCUGUUGUAGUAAUGACCCUCGACUCAAGGAAAGAGAAAGCUACAGAGGGGAGCGCUGGGUCGAGUUGUUUCUGCCACUAACGUGUUGUUUGUCCAUGUGACGGUAUGAGUUCAGUCUGGAGAACUGGGUGCUAACCGGGCUACAGAGUGGUUUCACCAGCCAGCAUCGGCCUCCGCUCUCCUCUCCAUCCGGACUGCAGCCAUCUUGUCCGCCGUACUGGACGAUGUUCGCCAGCCCGCAGCAGAGCCGCCUGGCCAGCCGCCACUGCUCUGACUUCUGGGAGCCCAGCAGCCUGCCUCACCAGCUCAGGAAGAACCUUCGACAGUGCUCCUUGUCCGUGCUGGACACGUUCGAACAGCACGGUCCCAACACACCGUCCUCAAACACGGCCGCCAUCAGAAGAGCCCCCAACAACAGGGCCCCCAACUCCAGAGCCCCCAACACCAGAGCCCCCAACACCAGAGCCCCCAACUCCAGAGCCCCCAACACCAGGGCCCCCAACUCCAGAGCCCCCAACACCAGGGCCCCCAACACCGGAGCCCGCAACACCAGAGCCAAUACAGUGGACAUGCUCCCCAACAUGAGCAACCACAACGCCACACACAUGAAGUCUUCUGGUUCGGACUCGUCAGCUCUGAGUCCAGAGGAGAGAGAGCUGCUGGGGGCCAUAACCGCCCGGGGCUACCCCCUCCGCACCGCCAUCAUCGCCCUGCAGAAGACCGGCCGGCAGACCCCAGAUCAGAUCUUGAGUUACCUGGUGGCCUGUGACCAUUUGUGUCAGCUGGGUUAUGAUGCGGCUCUGGUAGAAGAGGCUCUGGAGAUGUUUCAGAACUGUGAAACAAAGCCGGCCUCAAAGGAAACGUCUUCUAAUCUUCUUCAGCAUUAUCAAAUGAGACGAGUGAGAUAAGUAUGUGAAGCAGAUUGGUGG
This is a messenger RNA of Pseudoliparis swirei, 1310 nucleotides long. RefSeq names its product ubiquitin associated protein 1-like b (gene ubap1lb). NCBI's taxonomy places the organism in Eukaryota, Metazoa, Chordata, Actinopteri, Perciformes, Liparidae. Gene Ontology annotation, molecular function: ubiquitin binding. Gene Ontology annotation, cellular component: ESCRT I complex. The record is from RefSeq and is a predicted model, not a curated record. The transcript is spliced from 4 exons. Bases 606 to 1289 code for a protein of 227 amino acids. Gene Ontology annotation, biological process: ubiquitin-dependent protein catabolic process via the multivesicular body sorting pathway.